CACACUAACUUGUCACGCGUCACAUCACCUUUCCUCGAACGCGUCCAACGACACUCCUCAAGACAUCCUCCCCGCCAACAAAAACUAUUCAUCAUGGGUCGUAUGCACGCUCCCGGCAAGGGCAUUUCGUCCUCUGCCCUUCCUUACAAGCGCUCCCCUCCUUCAUGGCUCAAGACUACGCCCGAUGAAGUCGUCGAGCACAUCAUGAAAUUGGCUCGCAAGGGUCUCACUCCCUCUCAGAUCGGUGUUACCCUUCGUGACUCGCAUGGUAUCCCCCAACGAGUAAUUCCGCCAAACACUCAUGCACUGAAUCGCUCUCUGCCUUGUUGCCUUGCACUUCUGCUACUGCAUCUUGUUUUUAUACAUGCCUUUUGUUUGGGGAUAGGAUUGGCACCGUCCAUCCCAGAGGACCUUUGGCACCUCGUCAAAAAGGCGGUGGCCGUGCGUAAGCACCUCGAAGUCAACCGCAAGGACAAGGAUUCCAAGUUCCGUCUCAUCUUGAUCGAGUCUCGCAUUCACCGUCUUGCUCGUUACUACAAGACAAAGCAGCAGAUCCCUCCUACCUUCAAGUAUGACUCUGCUACCGCUUCCACUCUUGUUGCAUGAGCGAUAGUUAGACUUGGGCGAGUAGUGACUGUUGGGGCAGACCAUAACCGUAUACUAUCGUACAAUUCUUUGACUGAUGUCAUGCGCAAAAUUAGGCUUAUGCAACUCUAUGCACACACUGAGCACUAAAACGGAUUGUGGAAUCACAGAGUUUAAGUCGACCCUGGUA
Suillus paluster is the source of this 775-nucleotide messenger RNA. Its product is annotated as ribosomal S13/S15 N-terminal domain-containing protein. Gene Ontology annotation, cellular component: nucleolus; ribosome; cytosolic small ribosomal subunit. The transcript is spliced from 4 exons. Gene Ontology annotation, molecular function: structural constituent of ribosome; small ribosomal subunit rRNA binding. The record is from RefSeq and is a predicted model, not a curated record. Lineage: Eukaryota; Fungi; Basidiomycota; Agaricomycetes; Boletales; Suillaceae. Gene Ontology annotation, biological process: translation. The coding region runs from base 94 to 606 and encodes 170 amino acids.